Molecule: messenger RNA, 1923 nt
Organism: Sciurus carolinensis (gray squirrel)
Lineage: Eukaryota; Metazoa; Chordata; Mammalia; Rodentia; Sciuridae
Gene: Prkag1
Product: protein kinase AMP-activated non-catalytic subunit gamma 1
Exons: 12
Coding region: 255-1154 (299 amino acids)
Source: RefSeq, a predicted model, not a curated record
UAGCUCCCCUGCUCUGGAAAAUGAGCAUCCUCAAGGAAGUCACUGGAAGAUGUGCUCCACCAAAACAAGGGAGUAAUCAGAAAAGAUGAAAACAUGAGAUACAGGAAACAAGAGUGCCAAUAGAGGAGAGUCGUAAAAAGCCCCCUGGAUGGUGAUGAAGGAAGAUCCCAGGAUGGCAGCAGUACACACCAGGCAAACCAGUCCAGAUUUGAACAGAGACUCCAGAAUCCAAUAAUAGCGUGUAUACUUCCUUCAUGAAGUCUCAUCGCUGCUAUGACCUGAUUCCCACGAGCUCCAAAUUGGUUGUAUUUGAUACUUCCCUGCAGGUGAAGAAAGCUUUCUUUGCUUUGGUGACUAAUGGUGUACGUGCUGCCCCAUUGUGGGAUAGUAAGAAGCAAAGUUUUGUGGGCAUGCUGACCAUCACAGAUUUCAUCAAUAUCUUACAUCGCUACUAUAAGUCAGCCUUGGUACAGAUCUAUGAGCUAGAAGAACACAAGAUAGAAACCUGGAGAGAGGUGUACCUACAGGACUCCUUUAAGCCACUUGUCUGUAUUUCUCCAAAUGCCAGCUUGUUUGAUGCUGUCUCUUCAUUAAUUCAAAACAAGAUCCACAGGCUGCCAGUUAUUGACCCAGAAUCAGGCAACACCUUGUACAUUCUUACUCACAAGCGCAUCCUGAAGUUCCUCAAAUUAUUUAUCACUGAGUUCCCCAAGCCAGAGUUCAUGUCUAAGUCUUUGGAAGAGCUGCAGAUUGGCACCUAUGCCAAUAUUGCUAUGGUCCGUACUACCACCCCCGUAUAUGUGGCUCUGGGCAUCUUUGUACAGCAUCGAGUCUCAGCCCUGCCUGUGGUGGAUGAGAAAGGGCGUGUGGUGGACAUCUACUCCAAGUUUGAUGUUAUCAAUCUGGCAGCAGAAAAGACCUACAACAACCUGGAUGUGUCUGUGACCAAAGCUCUUCAACACCGUUCACACUAUUUUGAGGGUGUUCUCAAGUGCUACCUGCAUGAAACUCUAGAGACCAUCAUCAACAGGCUGGUGGAAGCAGAGGUUCACCGACUGGUAGUGGUGGAUGAGAAUGAUGUGGUCAAGGGAAUUGUAUCACUAUCUGACAUCCUGCAAGCCCUGGUGCUCACAGGUGGAGAGAAGAAGCCCUGAGCAGGAGGAAGGGGUCAGGCAGCAUCAGGAGAUAUACUUCAGUUGCUGCCUGAUGAAAGAAAUGACUGUUCUCUAGUCAGAGCCCCCUACCCUCUCUGAGAGCUAGGGGAGACAUGGGGAAAGAAGAAAGGAUUUUUAGCUGCCCUCACCUUCACAUGUACUCUUGAGAAAAGCUUUUAGCUUAGCCAGUCCCAGCCUCUGUUCUCUUAGACAUUGCCCCCUUUUGGGUAUACUAUGAGCUCUGUGCUCCUCAGGCAAAUACUGAUCUCUAAGAGAUCCCUAGACCUCACUCUUCUUUGACUCUGUCUCUGUUCUGACUCUACCCUAAGCUAAUAGCACAACCAAACUUCAUAUUUUUAUUCAUCCUAGUUCAUGCUGUAUGGAGGAGGCUGAGUCCAUUUAGUGUCAUUUCUUCCGGUGAUCCAAGUGGGGAUGAUUGUGGGGAGGAAGAUUUUGGGUUCUUGUGCUGUAUGCACAUGAAGGGAGAUGGUUAGGUGGUGGAGGAGGACAAAGUGGUUAACCAAGGUUAUUACUUUUCAUGGCAAAGCUAAUUAAAUGACAAGAAUCUCAUGUUAUUGCAGUGUUUGAUUUCUACACUUGAUAGACACUUUCUCCAGCCUUUCUAUUUCAUAUGGCCCCUUCAACUCAUCACUAAUUACAAUAGUAAUAACAACACACAUACAUGUAUGACUGCAUACUAGAUAUCAUUCUCAGUGCUUUACCUAUACAGGUUAAGUAUCCCUUACCAAAGUGCUUGAGACUAUGUGUU